Messenger RNA from Peromyscus californicus insignis, 939 nucleotides. RefSeq names its product LSM4 homolog, U6 small nuclear RNA and mRNA degradation associated (gene Lsm4). Gene Ontology annotation, biological process: spliceosomal snRNP assembly; P-body assembly; nuclear-transcribed mRNA catabolic process. Gene Ontology annotation, cellular component: U6 snRNP; P-body; spliceosomal tri-snRNP complex. Bases 254 to 670 code for a protein of 138 amino acids. The transcript has 4 exons. Gene Ontology annotation, molecular function: U6 snRNA binding. The record is from RefSeq and is a predicted model, not a curated record. NCBI's taxonomy places the organism in Eukaryota, Metazoa, Chordata, Mammalia, Rodentia, Cricetidae.
GCGCCGCGGCCUUUUGCGUCUCUCCGUCGACGCACUUUACGGCCGCCCCCUCAAUCCCGCGGUGGGAAUACGGCGCGCUCGGCCGGCGCGCUCCGCAGGCACCACCCUACUCCACGCCGAUUGGGUGAGAGCCCCUGGGCUCCGCUGUGAUUGGCCGGAGUCUCCGUCAGUCCCUUUCAGGCUAGUGGCGCGCGGCGGGCCGCCGACGGGAGCGCGAGCGGCUGUGCAGCGGCGGAAGUGUCUCCAUAGGAAGAUGCUCCCCUUGUCACUGCUGAAGACAGCGCAGAAUCACCCCAUGCUGGUGGAGCUGAAGAACGGGGAGACCUACAAUGGGCACCUGGUGAGCUGCGACAACUGGAUGAACAUCAACCUCCGAGAGGUGAUCUGCACGUCACGGGAUGGCGACAAGUUCUGGCGGAUGCCCGAGUGCUACAUCCGUGGCAGCACCAUCAAGUACCUGCGUAUCCCUGAUGAGAUCAUCGACAUGGUGCGGGAGGAGGCUGCCAAGGGUCGAGGGCGAGGGGGACCGCAGCAGCAGAAACAGCAGAAAGGCCGAGGCAUGGGUGGUGCUGGCCGAGGUGUGUUUGGUGGCCGGGGCCGGGGUGGCAUCCCGGGUGCGGGCCGUGGUCAGCCCGAGAAGAAACCAGGACGGCAAGCGGGCAAGCAGUGAAUGGGCAUAGCCCAAGCAGAGCCCAGGACGGUGGGCUAGCCUCUGGGCGCCUUUGCGUGAAGCCCCUGACUGCCACUGGCUCAGUUUCUGGAAGGUUCCAAGUCAGAGGCACCUCUGAAGCCCUGGAUGUUCUUUGAAGGGCCGGCUUUUUCCAGGCUUGUUUUGAGUUUCAUGUUGGAGCCACAGGUCAGCACGUGUCGGGCUGGCCUGUCCCUCCCCAGUGGACCCCUUACCUCUUGUUAUGAAAAUAAAGGCGAGCAUCACAGACA